Molecule: messenger RNA, 3930 nt
Organism: Spodoptera exigua (beet armyworm)
Lineage: Eukaryota; Metazoa; Arthropoda; Insecta; Lepidoptera; Noctuidae
Source: the annotation of a GenBank genome assembly
CGCCCGGCCGCGCCCGUGCGGGGCCACGCGCGGGACUGGUGGCUGUACGCGCUCUCCUGCCACAUUCCCGACCACCGCUGGACCGAGCCUAAGCCGACGUGGGAGUCGUGCCUGGAGCGUGGCCGUCAGUCCCGGCAGUACGUGGCGGCGUGCCUGGUGACGCUGAGCAACCCGGCCGCCACGCUGCCCGCCGACCGCAAGGCAGCCAAAGAUGAGUUCGAGUGGCGCACGCCGCUGCCAUUGCUCAAGGCUUUGAGAGAGGUGGCGAUGCACAAGGUGCCAAAGUCGAGUCCGGCGUCGACGCCGGAUAAACCGGGCAGCUCGGGGCGUAGCAUGCUGGUGCACUGGUUUCCGCAGUGGUGGGGCUGGUACGGUGCGCCGCAGGAUACGCCCCCAUCCGCUGCGCCUGCUCCCGCCCCCGCUCCCGCCCCUGCCCCUGCCCCUGGUGACCUCGAAGAAGAGAUCCUCGACGUCAUAGCUGACUCUUUGGACAAUAACACCAUGCUGAAGAGGGAUACCGUGUUCGGGAAGUUCGAGUUUAUAUUGAACAAAGGCUCACUCAACCUCUGCAUGGAGACUGAGGCUGACGAAGACAAAGGAGUGCCGGAGGCUGCGGAGGGCAGCGAGGGCGCGGAGGGCGUGGAGCUGCAGUUCUCGUGCGUGCGCGUGGGCAUCGAGUCGCGGCCGCGCGCCGCGUCGCACGCGCUGCACGUGUCGCUGGGCGCCGUCUGCCUGCGCGAGCGCAUCACGCCCAACACACUCUUCCCCAUACUCAUCGCGCCACAGGGUGUAAUCCGCGAGGGGCUGAGCUCGCUGAGCGCGUCGGGCGCGGCCAUGGCGUGGUGCCGCGCGCACUCGCAGGCCGGCGCCAGCAUCCCGCACUCCCAGCAGGAGCCUCUCUUCCAACUCACUUACGAGAAGAAACCCUUCGGCAUGAACUGCGACUACAAGCUGUGGGUGAAGUCAGCGUCGCUGGAGGUGGUGUACAGCGCGGCGGCGGCGCGCUGGGCGCAGCAGUGGCUGAGCGCGCCCUGGGCGCGCGCCUACGCGCACGUGCGCGAGUCCACGCGCGCGCGCCUGCGCACGCAGUGGGAGCACAUGCUGCACGCGCACCCCGGCGAGCGCCGCACUUGGCAAGUGGAGCUGGACAUCUCGGCUCCUCAGAUUCUGUUCGUGGAAGAGCUCUGCUCGCGAGACUCUGCAGUUCUAGUGGUUGACUUCGGCAGGCUGCGGCUGGCUAACGCUAACCUGGCAGAAUGCGCGCCGCACACCCCGCCCGAUGAUGAGGAAAUGUUCAUGACUCCCUGCUCGACGCCCCCGGGCAGCCUGCUGUCCCCGAGCUCGCCCCCCGACCCGCCGCCCCAGAACCAGGCGCAGCCGGCGCUGGACGCCACCAACCUACACAACCGCCUCUACGACAGGUACAAGAUAGAGCUGAGCGACCUGCAGAUCCUGGUGGGGCGCGCGCGCGACAACUGGAAGUACGCGCACACCAAGAGUACCUCCUCGCUGCACCUGCUGGACCGGUUCAGCAUCCUGCUGCAGGCGGAGCGGCGCGUGGUGCAGACCAGCGACCCGCAGUACCCGUCGGCCACCGCGUGCGGCUCGUUGCCGGCGCUGGUCGUGCACCUCAGCGAGCACAAGCUGUUCGCCGUGCGCGCCGUGCUCGCGCGCUGCGCCCUGCUGCCCGCCAGCGGCCGCGAGCCGGCCAGCCCCGUGCAGGAGCCGGCGGACGACGUGGAGGAGAGCAGCGUGAGCUCGGAGACGGAGCGCUCGGAGCUGUCGCAGCACCACAACUCGACGCUGUUCAUGCUGCAGUUCGCGAUAGAGCAGAUGUCGCUGGAGGUGCAGUCCAUGGGGCGCAGCAUCGCGGAGGUGCAGGUGUGCGGCGUGAAGGCGGCGGCCACGGGCCGGCCGCGGGACCUGGCGCUGUCGCUGUCCGUGCACUCGCUGCUGCUGGUCGACGCGCUGCAGACCUACGGGCCCGACUUCGAGCUGCUCGUCGCCAGCCACAAGCAUGUCGGCAUGGACACGAUGUCGGGCAGUAUCCGCGGCUCGGAACCGACAUCCCCGACGUCUCCGACGUCCCCCACGUCUCCCACGUCCCCACAGGGCCUGGCGUCCCCGGAUGCGCGGGGCGCCCGGGGCCCGCACGGCCUGGCGCACCCGCACGCUCUGCACCAGGCCCUCAACUCGUUGCACUACAACAGACAAGAGUCCCAGUGUCCCACCGAGCCGACGGACCCCGGGCGAGCCAGCCCGGCGCCUAGCUGGAUGUCUGGUACCGGCUUCAACUGGAAUGGCAGCAGCAUGUUUGGGGCCGACUGGGGCACGUGGAGCGGGGCCAACUGGGGCCCCACUGCCACCAACUGGGGCGCGGCCGGGCUCGUCGAUUCUGAAGCACUUAUAGCCGUCGAUUUAUGCAUCGUCAAGGGUGACGCCGAUUCAGAAGAUUUAAGGAUAGCUAAUAUUUUGUUUAACAAUCUUGAUAUUAUUGCCAAUCAAGAGACCAUAGUCGAGUUGAUCGGCUUCACACAGCGCGUGAUGGGGCCGAAGACGGCCCCUAAGAAGCAAUCCACUGAGAGCAACCAGUCGGAGCCUGCUGCGGCUGCCGCCUACAGUUACCCUGCGCCUGAAGACGAACCUAAGCGCUCGGUGCGCACGGAGAUAACGUUCGACUUCCACCGGCUGGGCGUGCUACUGCUGCGCGCCGCGCUGCACGACGGGGCGCUCGUCGCGCGCAAGAUCGCCACCGCCACCAUCAGCGAGGCUCGCAUCCAGGCCACCGUGGAUGGCAGCCGCGUGGAGGUGGGCGGGUCGCUGGGCGGCGUGGGCGUGGUGUCGCUGUGCGAGGGCGGCGGCCUGCACACGCGCGUGCUGGCGGCGGGGCAGGCGGGGCGCGCGGACGCGGCCGACGCGGAGGACGCCAAGGCGCUGCAGUUCAGCAUCGCGCGGCAGCUGCGCGAGGGCGCCGUGGAGGCCAGCGUGGCGCUGCACGUGGCCAGCGUCUGGUACACGCACUCGGGCCCGCUGCUGCGCGAGCUGCGCUCCUGCCUCACGGAGUUCAAGCAGUACCUGGCCAACCUGGCGCGCUCCAUCCGCGCCGCCGCCGCAGACAUGGCCAUCGGCCUCGUGCACCCCAGGGGUGAGUCAUUGUACGUGAACCCAAAGCUGUCGCAGUCGACGGAGGGCGUGUCCCCGCGGCGGCGCACGGUCAGCCUCGGCGCCUCGCUGGACGAGCCCGCCGCGCUCAAAGCCGACAACAUCGUGCUCAGCGUGAGCAUCGAGCUGGAGUCGCCGGUGGUGGUGGUGCCGCGGCACGCGCACAGCACGCAGGUGUUCGUGGCGCACCUGGGCCGCAUGAGCCUGAGCAACCGGCCGGGCGCGCCGCGGCGCACGCGCUACAAGGUGCGCGUGCGCGACAUCUCGCUGGCGUCGCUGGACGUGGGCGAGCGCCUGCGGCGGCAGGCGGCGUGGCCGGAGUCGGCGCUGGACGUGUACGACGCGGCCGCCGGCAAGCCCGUGCUGCACAACACCGCGCUGCGCCUCUCCAUCAACUACUGCGACCCCGCCGCCGGCUCCGACGCCGACUACCAGUGCGAGGUGCACGGCAGGGUAGUGGGCGGGCUGCACGUGUCAGCGCGGCGCGAGCAGUACGAGCAGCUGCUGGAGACGCUGCGCUGGGUGAGUUCGGAGACGCCCGACGUGGCCGACAGCGGCAGCCCCGCGGGCCCGCAGCGCGAGGCCGGCGCCCUGCUUGAGGGCGCCGUGCGCACGCUGCAGCUGGACCCCGCCGUGCGCGCCGCCGUGCUGGCCGUGCCGCCGCCGCCCGCGCGCGCGCCGCCCGCGCCGCUGGCGCCGCUCACAGGUACGCGCCGCCCCGUUUAUUUCAUUAAAAAUCGUACUAUUUGUCCGAUGUUUUUGCAAUAA